Plasmodium gonderi is the source of this 6840-nucleotide messenger RNA. RefSeq names its product serine/threonine protein phosphatase 8. NCBI's taxonomy places the organism in Eukaryota, Apicomplexa, Aconoidasida, Haemosporida, Plasmodiidae. Gene Ontology annotation, cellular component: cytoplasm; nucleus. Gene Ontology annotation, molecular function: calcium ion binding; protein serine/threonine phosphatase activity. Bases 1 to 6840 code for a protein of 2279 amino acids. The transcript has 2 exons. The record is from RefSeq and is a predicted model, not a curated record.
AUGAGAAUCGCUGAAGAGAUGAGGUCAAAGAAACUACAAAUGACGAAUGGAUAUACAUUGAAAGAGAAUACAUCAUUAGAUGGGUCCUUUCUAAAAAAGACAUCCAACGGGAUCAAUCAAAUCGCUUCAACUGAUCACGUGAAUAGCUUUAUUCCACUUGAACUGAACAACAUAGGGAAUGUCAGCCAUGAUGAAAAAUUGGCUGGAAAUAUUAGUAAUAAAAGUUAUGCAAAUCAUGAAGCUGAUUCGUUAUUGUUUCCAUAUUCAUAUGAAGACCAGAAGCAGUGCAGUUUUGCAACAGGAUCCGAAGCUCUUGGAAAAGUUAACUAUAGCAGCAUGAAUAUGAGAGCUAGCGUAGUACCCACCACAGUGAUGUAUCAUUUAAAGAGUGAAAGGAAUAAUUACAUGAAUGUACAAGAAAAUAUGACAGGGAGGAGAACGGGUACAAUAGUCAAUCUGAACCCACGAAACGGAUCCAAUGGACGAAGUGUGAGCGAGUCAUCACAUCACAGACAACGCAUGAACAGCAUCAACAGCUUGCACAUGGUGUCGCCUGCACACGGGAUAUAUCCAUCCUAUCUGAUACAUUCACCUCGUGUGAUAUCGCCCUCUCCUAUGGUGCAUUCCUCACAUGUAGUACCACCUCCCCUUGUGGUUCCUCCCUCUUAUGUAGUAUCGUCACCACACAUGAUACCUCCCUUGAGCUCGUCAGAAAAUAUGUGCACAAAUAAGCUACACCAAGAAAUGGACAAGGAGGCAUCACAAACAAGAAUCCAGAUGAAAAGAAAUUUUCAUUCCGGAAAAAAAUAUGAAAAAGAAGUAUUUUUAACAAAUACCAAUUAUGUGAAUCCAACCCCCCAAUUGAGUAUAAGUCAAAGUAUUCUUCAUUCGGGUGGAGAGAAAACAGAAAGAAUGAGACAUUCUAAGGAUGAAUGGAAAAAAUAUCAUCCUACCAUUUCGAGUACAGGAUAUAGUAAUAUGAGAAGAAUCUCUAAAGGAAGAGGCGUUAUUCUCGUUCCAUUUGAAAAAGCGCCAAAAAAAAAUGGGUUCAUGAUACGUGUUCAAAAUGUAAAUGAAGUAGAUGCAGGAUUGGUAAAUGAAUGGGGAAGUAGAAGAUUGAGCAAAACGUCUGAAUAUCAUUAUAAGGAUCUUGAUGUAGAGAAAUAUCCCAUUGAUGUUGGAGAUUGUUAUCCUAAUGACUUGUCCAUGGAAAUGUUUCGAAAGAGUAAUAUAUCUUGGAAUAGUAGCAAUGCAUCUAACAGUGAGGAAAUUAAAAUGAACACAGAUGUGAUCAUGUUAGAUGAUUCAAAAUGUAAUAAUAUGUUGAUACCUGAUGCGAGGGCUAGGAAUUGCCUAGACCACAGUGUCGUCCGAAGGUUAUCUGUAGAUAAUAUGGAUGGGAAGUUAAGCCAAUAUUGCAUCCAAUCGGAAGUAGAUCCAAUUGAAAAGGAAGAAAAGGAUGAUGCACAUUCAAGAGAGGAAGAAGAGACCACGCAAUGUAACUAUGAUAAGAAUGACUUCACAAAAUGGGUAUCACACAAUAGACUAGUGAAAAAUAUCAUAUCAUCAUACAAUGAAAGUGAGAAUAUGGAAAAGCAUGCAUUGUAUAGUUUGUUAUUUGACAUGUAUGGUUAUAAUAAGGAUAUUUUUGUAAAUUAUUUAAACAGUGAUAAUGAGAGUAGCAUAAUAAGUGAAGUAAUGAAACAAAUUAUUUACGAAUUGAAUAAGAAGAAGAAUAAUAAAAUUGUGGAAAAGAUAAUUUUUUUAAAAUAUGUAUUUAAUCAAUAUGGUCAUACGGAAUAUCCCAAUUUCAUUUCAUUUAAAAAUUUUAAAAUGAUUUUUAAAAACUACAAAAAUAUUUUUGCAUCGGAAAAAAUUGUAUUAUUCGUUUUUAAUUGUUUAGAUAGAUGCAAAAGAUACUAUGUUAGUGAAUCUGAUUUUUUAAUUGGUAUGUUAGCUUGUAGUCCUCAAAUGGACAACGACAUAUCACAUGACACAGGAAAAUUAAGACAUCAGUUAAUUUUCCGUGCAUACGACUUGGAUAGAGAUGGUUAUUUGAACCAAAAUGAAAUGCUUGUGUUCCUCUAUCAUGUGUAUGAAUUGUCGAAGAAUUUUAAAUAUAUAAAGUUAAAGAGGAAUAAAAAAGAAUUAAAAAAAUUUGUUACAAUUGAAAGAGAUAAAAUUAUGAACAAGUGUGAAAAAAUUAGCUACGAUCAUUUCUAUUAUUUAGUAUUAAACAAAAAAAUUGAAGGCACGCAGAACCUUCUCAGGUCCAACUAUGAUGUGGCCAAUGUUGUGAAGAUGUAUUUCCUGAACACUUAUGCGAGGGGAAUUGUUUCCGAAGGGUGUGUAACUGAGGAUGAUUCUUUUGAUGUAGUGAACAAGAGGAGAGACUCUGGGAGGAGCACCUCUUUCGUGGUAGAUGCGAGUGAAGCAGACGAAAUUGGGGAAGCAACCCAAAUUGGGGAAUCAAAUCAAAUUGGGGAAUCAAAUCAAAUUGGGGAAACAGCCCAAAUUGAAGUUAACCAAAUUGGGGAAGCUCCUACCUAUAAGGAAAGACAAAACGAAGUUUAUCGAUAUUCCUCUGAAGGAAUUUUCUCUCAAAACACUAAUGCAAUAACGAACAGGGAUGAGAUGAUUGAAGAUGAAGAAGCGAAGCGGAGUAAGGAAGAAUCCAAUUCGAUUAAAUCUGUGUGCAUAUCAAGGAUUCCAAAUGAGAGAGAGAAUAACCAAGUGGAAAAUGAUAAUCAGAAGGAAUUAGCAAAAAAUGUUACAGGGAAUCAUCUAAAAAGUGCAAACAGCAUCCAAGAGGAGAUACAAGAAUUAAAUCAUGAAUUAGAGAAAAAGGAGGAGAAGAUGAAGGUGGAGCAGCAGAUGGAGGAGCAGCGGAUGGAGGAGCAGCAGAUGGAGGAGCAGCAGAUGGAGGGGCAGCGGAUGGAGGAAGAACAAUCAAGUAGUUACUCUAAUGUGGAAGAAGAUGGGAACGAUCUGAAUAGUACAAUAAAUAUAAAAUCAAAUUGUGACAUAAAAUUUGAUGAAGAGAUUAACAAGGGAAUUUACCAGCACUUUGGGAACAAUGAGGAGAACCACCUUGGUGAAGCGAAAGAUUUUGUAUAUGUCCAAAAUGGAAUCAAUGGAAUCUGCUUUUCUCAAAAUCGAAUGGAGAAUGAUUUCGAGCAGAAGAGAGAAAUGAAUUCCGGAGAGUUCGAAGUAAGUAGUGCUCGUCAGAUGAGUGCAAAAAUGGAGGAAGAGCAGAAGGGGAUGCACAACCCGUUGUUAUCAUCUGGGGUUAUGGACAGAGGCGUGAUAGAUGAGAAGAGAGAUACUCUAGUGAGGAAUAAACUCCAUUUUGAAGACUUGAGAGAUGAUAAAAAUGAGAGAAAAUUGUGCAGUUCAAGAGAGACAACAGAAGUAGAGGGAAGCACAGAGAGCGCACCACAUUUCGGGGGAAAUGAAAAAGAUUUAAUGGUAAAGAGGAAAAAUCCAACUAUUAAUGAAAGUGAAGAUAGAUGGAGUAAGUGUAUUAUGAAGAUGAAAGAAAUAGUAAAAAUUUAUCGGGAAAAAUAUUUAACAAAUAGUACAAGAUUAUUUAGUCUUAAUCAGGAUAUCGCAUUUAAAAUAUUUUCUACAUUUUACAAGAUGAGCUACAAGAAGAAGAGAGAAAAAUAUAGGCAGAAUUUUGUAAAAAUAUGUUCAUCUGUGUGCAUAUAUAAUGACAUUAUUCUUUUAUGUGAUGAAGUAGCGAAACUGCUGAAGUUGGAAGAUUCGCUCGAGUUUGUUGAGCUGCCUUGUAAGAUAUUUGGGGACAUUCAUGGGAAUUUGUAUGACAUUUUUGACUUUUUCAACAUGUAUAACUGGCCAAUUCACAAGGGCUCGAACGAGUGGAUGAGUGUUCAGGACGUGCUGGCCUUAGAUCAAAAAGGGAGGAGGGGUGCAGGGAUUAGAGGCCGGGGAAGUGACUGCAGAAGUGACUGCAGAAAUGGCUGCAGAAAUGGCUGCAGAAAUGGCUGCAGAAAUGGAGAGUACUGUGGCAGAGACGCACGAUCCGGAGGUGAGCGAUUCAAAUCAUCGCAUGAAGAGUCAGGCGAUUCAGCACACAUUGAAGAAGAGAACAAUGUUAAGUACAUAUUUCUUGGAAAUUACAUAAACAGAGGAAAGUACUCACUUGAAGUGAUAUGCUUUCUUUUCAGUUUGAAGAUUUUGUUUCCAAAACAUAUUUAUCUGUUGAGAGGUAAUCAUGAAGAAAGGCUAUUCAAUUAUGUGCACGGGUUCUACCAUGAUAUAGAGAAGAAAAUGAAAAGAAGCUUUGAAUUCAUAGGAUCAGUAAAUUACCAAGAAGAAGUAAUAAAAGCACAUUCCUACGAAUUGUUCAACCGAAUUAAUGACGUACUGGAAUUUCUCCCUUUGUCUAUACUUGUUGAUCGAAAUAUUUUAUGCAUACAUGCAGGAAUUGGUGAUAGUAUACAAAAUGUGGAUGAUUAUGCAGAUAUACACAAACCGAUUGUGGUUCCACAAUUUGUUGAUAGAUGUAGUGAAAAUAAAUAUGAACAUUUGCAAAAAAUUAUCAUUGAUACCUUGUGGUCUGAUCCAAUUAAUUAUGAAGAUAAACAUGAUAUCUCUUUUUUAAAAAAUGUGCAAAACGGGUUAGAUGUUAUUCCAUCCAGCAGAGGAAAAAUUACGUUAAAGUUUGGACAGCAUAGAUUAUCUCACUUUUUAAAAAAAAACAAACUUAAAAUGAUUAUACGUGGUCAUGAAUGUGUUCAGGAAGGGUACAAAUAUUCCUAUGGAAAGAAGGUGUUGACUCUUUUUUCUGCCACCAAUUAUUGUGGAACCUAUGGGAACAAUGCAUGCAACGCAUUUAUUGUUAAGCGUGGAGGUAGCAUUGUCAUUUUUAACCAGAUAUUGAAAUGGGAUGAGGAGAAAAAAGGGCAGAUGCAAGGGAAGAUGCAAGGGCAGAAGCAGGAGGAGAAGACCGCUCAAAUGGAUAAGAAGCAUCACCAAAAUGAUUUUUCAGGCGGAGUUGUCGAAAGAAAAACGGAUCCUUUUUGUACAUCUAAUCGUCAGCAGUGGAGGAACACUUCGAAUUGCAUAACUCAGGCAUAUUCUGGUUCUUCACCUUUCUCACAAAAUGAAAUAAUAAACUCAUCACAUCACGAAUCGGAGAUGAAUAAUAUUUGUGCAUAUUCAAUUCGGCAGACAAAAGAGAUAACGAGUGAAAUUUUGAAAACUGAUAAGAAUAUCCAAUCGAAAAAAUUCACACAUAAUGGAAAUCACAUUACCUGUAUUGAUCAUGCUAACAGUGAUGCUUGUGCUCGAGUGGGAAGCUUGCCUAGUCAGCCAAAUUUGUCGAGCCAUCUCAGUCAGAAGAAAAAGCAGUCGAGUCAGUCAGCUUUCGAUAUGAACAAGUUAGUGUACUCUAUUGAAUCACUCGGGGAGAAAAGCAAAAAGGAAUCAUUAGUAAGCAACGUGGAAGACAAAGAAAAUCUCCGUUUUCAUCACGAUAUGAAACAUGUUCCAUUUGAUUAUGAAUUUGUGGACUCAAGUAUGGAAAACGACGCUGUGGUCAGAGGAGACGAAGGUAAUGAUACUGGAAGAUACAGGGAGAAUAAUUUGCUUAUCAGUGAUAAUCACCAAAUUGUGAAAAGGAAAUUUCGAGACACGAAGAGUAAUGAGAGUAUGAAUUUGAUGGCGUUGGAUGCAGACGGAAAAAUGGAGAGUGCAUCUAGUAGGUUAAUUUCCGCGGACCCGAUUGGAGGCGUGGCUGGCGAUAUAACUGGUGUUGUGGCUGGCGAUAUAACUGGUGUUGUGGCUAGCGAUAUAAUUGGCGGUGUGGCUAGCGAUAUAAUUGGCGGUGUGGCUAGCGAUAUAACUGGCGGUGUGGCUAGCGAUAUAAUUGGCGGUGUAACUGCCAAUUUGACUGACCGUGUGCGAAUGGUAAUAGGAGAUGAUCUAACGAAUGGAAACUACAAACGCCAGGGGAUCAAUUGUGUAGGAUUCACAGAUGGAAAUCGUAGUCAGAUACAGGAAGAAGAGAAUUGCGAUGGGGUGUUAGAUCCCAAGAAAAUACCUGACAUGGAAGAUGUAGAAUUUGAGAAAGGAGCGUCCAUAAAUAAUGAGGAAGCAAAGAGGGAUAAAAUAAUAAAUGGGGAUGAUUGGGAAGGGGUAAAAUUCUAUGACGAUUAUGAAAUGUGUUUGGAAAAUAUAACACACGAUGAAAGCUCUAAGAAACAGCUUUUUUGCAAAUCGAGGGUGGCAGGUGAAGUCCCCUAUGCAGGUGUAACGAAGUCGACUAGCCGAAACAACACAGAUGCCAUUAUAGAACAAUUUUUCGAGAAUGAAAAGAAAGAGCAGCAAAGAAAGAAGCGCGAAGUAGUAGACCAAGAAGGAGUAGACCACGACAGUAUCGAACGUUUUUUCAGUGAACAAGAGGAAGAAAUAAAAUUGGCAGGAAAUAAUGAUUUAAAAUAUGGCUACUAUUCCAAAUUGGCUCCAUUGUUAAAAGGAGGGAAUAAUAUACAUAUGGUUGGGGAGGAUGACGAAGAUGAGAAUACACAUGAUGGAAAUUCUAUGUACCUUAUAAAUGAUGAACUAGUGAGUAAACCGGCUGAAUAUAUGAUGCCACCAAACUUGGGUUUGACCAAUAAGUCCAAGUUAAGAAGGGAUACACAUUUGAAUGAACACAAGAAGGAGAAUACUUUUACCACCCUUCGGAGUUUGCGUAGCGAAAACAAUACCAGAGAAUCACUAAACAAGUUACAAAUGCAGUGUUUACCACCUGACCCCAAGCCACAGACAAAAAUUUCGCUACAGAAAAUUGUGGGGAAAAUAGAGGAUGAGUAA